Messenger RNA from Prosopis cineraria, 940 nucleotides. Its product is annotated as toll/interleukin-1 receptor-like protein. The transcript has 3 exons. The record is from RefSeq and is a predicted model, not a curated record. Gene Ontology annotation, biological process: signal transduction. Bases 261 to 920 code for a protein of 219 amino acids. NCBI's taxonomy places the organism in Eukaryota, Viridiplantae, Streptophyta, Magnoliopsida, Fabales, Fabaceae.
AGGGGGUCAAAAACAAUGAGACACCAUAUAGUAAUGAAAAGCAUCAUCGCAUGGUUCUGUCCUUUCAUUCUGCAAAAGUGAACAGUGUUGUCCAUGACACGGUUUGAAUGAGAACGCGUGAAGACUUGAGAGAAGACUUGGGCACUUGGCCUUCCAGUUGAUCUCGCGACUGCUUGUUGAGACUUGAGAGAAUUAUUAUCAGUUCAAGAUCGAACAAAUCUUUUCAUACUACUUCAUCCUUCAGACUCUGAAUCCUUGCAAUGGCACUUGAUGUUAAUGGAGUUGGGUGUUCUUCAAGCUCUUACGGAUCAACUAAGAGACGGAAAUACGAUGUGUUUUUGAGUUUUCGAGGUGAAGAUACUCGCACAAGCUUUACUGAUCAUUUAUAUGAUUCUUUAAGACGCAAAGGAUUAAGAACUUUUAGGGAUGAAGAAGGACUUGAAAGGGGACAAUAUAUCAACCCAAGUUUACUACAAGCCAUUGAAGAAUCUUGUUCUGCAAUUGUUGUGCUCUCCCCAGGAUAUGCUUCUUCAACGUGGUGUUUGGAUGAACUCCAAAAGAUUCUUCAUUCGAAAAAAGAGUUGGGUCUUCAAAUAUUUCCAAUCUUUUAUGGUUUAGAUCCUUCUGAUGUUAGGAAACAAAAGGGAAGUUUUGAAGAAGCAUUCAUGAAGCAUGAAGAAAGAUUUACACAAGACAAAAUGAAGGUGCACAGAUGGAGGCAUGUUUUAAAAGAAGUUGCUAGCUUAUCUGGAUGGGACUCACGGAAUAGGCAUGAAACAGAAUUCAUUGAAAGCAUUGCAAAAGAAAUGAAGUCUAAGUUACAUGAUGAAUCGCCAUUUGAUCUUGGUGCAUUAGUUGGAAUUGAAUCACAAUUAGAUGAGUUGGAGUCACUCAUAGCAAUUGAUUCGGAAGGAGUUUGAUCUAUAGGAAUAUGGGGAAC